Molecule: messenger RNA, 966 nt
Organism: Adineta ricciae
Lineage: Eukaryota; Metazoa; Rotifera; Eurotatoria; Adinetida; Adinetidae
Source: the annotation of a GenBank genome assembly
AUGCCCAUCUCUAAUUACAUUCGUUCAUGGCUUAUGUUGACUCCGAUGUUUCCAUCCAUUUUAAUUAUUCUGUUUAAUCUAUAUCAUUUCAUAGGUAAUCAAACACUUCGUAGAGCUCUCAACAAUCAUGUGAUUAUUCUCCUACUUAUCUGCUCAUUUAUUGAACAAGUUACUGAUGUUGCUUGGCAAAGUCAUUAUUAUCGAACGGGUACGGCAUUAAUUUCCACACCUAUUUUUUGUGGAAUAUGGACAUUUUCUGGGGGAGCGUUUUAUAGCAUGAUAUAUAUUCUUAUGGCUUGGGCAUCAUUCGAACGACAUAUUCUUAUUUUUCAUCCCAGCUGGUUCGCAACGAAAACAAAGCGCCUAUUUUUUCAUUAUUUUCCUUUGUCUGGAUGUAUUAUUUGGCCUCUCAUAUUUUACUCUCUAUCAGCCUUCAUUUUACCUUGUGACGUAGCAAUUAGAUACGACAACAUAUUCUGUGAUCGAUAUAUCUGUUCCUCAGAUCCAUAUUGGCCAGGAUUGAUUGAUAGUUUUGGUCAUUAUAUAGGAACAGCAUUUAUGACAAUCAUUUUUAAUAUAGCAUUGUUUGGUCGGGUAUUAUACUCUCGAUAUAAAGUUCAUAGGAGUGUUGAUUGGAGAAAGCACAAGAAGAUAGCAUUUCAAUUAUUGCCAUUAUCUAUGCUGUACCUUUUCUUACAGCUUCCACCAAUGACUUUGUAUGCUGCGUAUUCCGCGGGUGCUACAUAUGUCACCGCAAAUGAUUUCUAUGAUGAUUCUCUCUUUUUUACUUAUUGGAUUGUACAGUUUAUGCCGUUGGCAUGUGCAAUAUCGUUACCUGGAUUGAAAGAGAAAUGUAAAAAUUGCCUGUUAUUUUGGCGAAGAGACCAUCGUAUCAAUCCACAAGCAGUGAUGUGGACUAAUGGACAAUUUACUCAGUCAGCAAGAAUAGCACUCGAAGCACAAUGA